This is a messenger RNA of Helianthus annuus (common sunflower), 1806 nucleotides long. Its product is annotated as cell division protein FtsZ homolog 2-1, chloroplastic. Gene Ontology annotation, molecular function: GTPase activity; GTP binding. The transcript is spliced from 8 exons. Bases 223 to 1593 code for a protein of 456 amino acids. Lineage: Eukaryota; Viridiplantae; Streptophyta; Magnoliopsida; Asterales; Asteraceae. Gene Ontology annotation, biological process: chloroplast fission. The record is from RefSeq and is a predicted model, not a curated record. Gene Ontology annotation, cellular component: chloroplast; cytoplasm.
AUACUAACCAAAAAAAAUCACCAAAAUGAGUCGAGUCGACUGACAAAGCAAAUCAAAAUGUUCCCCAUCCCACUUUUUUGACCCCCCUUUUCUUUCUUCUCUCCUGCAAGUUUCGUCGCAAAUGCGUUUUUACUCGUCGUGAAUUCUCUUAGGUAACCCGUCUUGUUAUAUUCACAUAUAAUCUCUUUCGGUUUUCAACACACAGUUUCUUGAUUCAAAGCUAUGGCCACUCGUAUAUUACCAAUAUCAACGCCUUUAGAAACUCAAAACUCCAUGAGGGUACUCACUGUUUCCGGGUUGAGAGUAUCAAGCUUGAAGAUGACCGACACAAAACAUAACAGCAUUGUUUCGUACACUCCCAAAAAGAUAAAAUGUUCAGCAAUGAACAGAUUCAACAACAAAGAUCCCAUUUUCAAUCUACACCCCGAAGUGUAUCUUCUCACAGGUGACGGAAACAAAACCGUAAUUACUCCAGAUAAUAAAAUAACCGAUAGUUCACGAGAUUCAACGAAGCCCGGUAGUUACAAUGCAGCGAAGAUUAAAGUGAUCGGUGUUGGAGGAGGCGGGUCAAACGCGGUCAACCGUAUGAUUGAGAAUGCAAUGAAGGGUGUUGAGUUUUGGAUAGUUAAUACGGAUGUUCAGGCUUUGAGGAUGUCGCCGGUUUUUCCGAAUCAGCGGUUGCAGAUUGGUCAAGAGUUGACCCGUGGACUUGGUGCCGGUGGUAACCCGGAUGUGGGUAUGAAUGCGGCGCAAGAGAGUAGAUAUUCUAUUGAAGAAGCUCUUACUGGUUCAGAUAUGGUUUUUGUUACUGCUGGAAUGGGUGGAGGAACAGGUACGGGUGCGGGCCCCGUGAUUGCAGGGAUAGCAAAGUCAAUGGGUAUUUUGACCGUUGGUAUUGUGACAACUCCCUUUUCUUUUGAGGGUAGGCGAAGAGCAAUUCAAGCACAAGAAGGAAUUGCAGCUUUGAGAGAAAAUGUUGACACGUUGAUCGUCAUUCCAAAUGAUAAAUUACUGACUGCGAUUUCGGCUUCUACGCCGGUAACGGAUGCUUUUAAUCUAGCUGAUGAUAUUCUUAGACAAGGGGUUCGUGGCAUCUCAGAUAUAAUUACGAUACCAGGAUUGGUUAAUGUGGAUUUUGCUGAUAUUCGAGCAAUUAUGGCGAAUGCAGGCUCAUCAUUAAUGGGGAUAGGAACUGCAACUGGGAAAACAAGGGCAAGAGAUGCUGCAUUUAAUGCAAUUCAAUCACCGUUGUUAGAUAUCGGUAUCGAAAGAGCUACUGGAAUUGUUUGGAAUAUAACUGGUGGUACAGAUUUGACAUUACUUGAGGUAAAUACUGCAGCUGAGGUUAUAUACGAUCUUGUGGACCCCAGUGCAAACUUAAUCUUUGGAGCCGUAAUUGACCCCUCAAUAAGCGGUCAAGUCAGUAUCACUCUAAUAGCAACCGGAUUCAAGCCACAAGAAACUAACGACCCGCCUCACCAGGCAGAUUCAACUGGAAUCAACCGUCGGUCAACAAGUUUCGCAGAAGUCAACUCAGUGGAAAUUCCUGAAUUCUUAAGGAAAAAAGGGCGGUCACGCUACCCACGAGCUUAGUAUAUAAACAGAAACAUGCUUGUAAAAUUUAAAAUGGGUUGUCCAAGACAUUUUUAAGAAAUUACUGUGCCUAUUUUUACCCAAGUAGCAGAUGACAACUGCCAACUAUAUUAGUUGCUAUAUGUGUUUUAUUAAACAAGUUUAGGGUUUAAAAGAAACAUUUGAAAGUUGUACUUGAUGCUUAUGUAAUGGGUUACUCAAAGAUGUGUAUUA